Myripristis murdjan (pinecone soldierfish) is the source of this 1684-nucleotide messenger RNA. It is a transcript of the gene gja9b, whose product is annotated as gap junction protein alpha 9b. Gene Ontology annotation, molecular function: gap junction channel activity. The record is from RefSeq and is a predicted model, not a curated record. The transcript has 2 exons. Gene Ontology annotation, biological process: cell-cell signaling. NCBI's taxonomy places the organism in Eukaryota, Metazoa, Chordata, Actinopteri, Holocentriformes, Holocentridae. Gene Ontology annotation, cellular component: connexin complex. The coding region runs from base 170 to 1684 and encodes 504 amino acids.
GUGGAGCCAGAAACCUCAUUCAGCAAUUAAAUUACAAUUUGCAAUUGUGCAAAAAAAAAAAAAAAAGAUUAUCCAUGCAGUCAGGAUUGUGUUUAACAGCAGGUUGUUAUUGCAGCAAGCCUUUAUCUUUACAUUUCCUACCGAAAAUGAAAGCACUGCUCGCGUGAAAAUGGGAGACUGGAACUUCCUUGGUGGGAUCUUGGAGGAGGUGCACAUCCACUCCACCAUGGUUGGCAAAAUCUGGUUAACCAUCCUGUUCAUAUUCCGGAUGCUGGUGUUGGGCGUUGCUGCUGAGGACGUGUGGAACGACGAGCAGUCAGACUUCAUCUGCAACACCGAGCAGCCCGGCUGCCGCAACGUCUGCUACGAUGAAGCCUUCCCCAUCUCCCUCAUCCGCUACUGGGUGCUGCAGGUCAUUUUUGUGUCCUCACCUUCCCUGGUGUACAUGGGUCAUGCCAUCUACCAGCUGCGGGCUCUGGAGAAGGAGCGUCACUGUAAGAAGGUGGCCCUUCGUCGGGAGCUGGAGUCAGUGGAUGUGGAGCUGGUGGAGGUACGCAGGCGGAUUGAGCGGGAGAUGAGGCAGCUGGAGCAGGGCAAGCUCAACAAGGCACCGCUGAGGGGCUCUUUGUUGCGUACUUAUGUGGCCCACAUUGUUACUCGCUCAGUGGUGGAGGUUGGCUUCAUGAUGGGCCAGUAUAUCCUCUACGGCCACCACCUGAGCCCUCUCUACAAGUGUGAAAGGGAGCCUUGCCCAAAUGUCGUGGACUGCUUUGUCUCCAGACCCACAGAGAAAACAAUUUUCAUGAUGUUCAUGCAGGUGAUUGCCUGCCUAUCUCUGUUUCUCAGCUUACUUGAGAUCAUGCACUUGGGCUAUAAGAAGCUCAAAAAGGGUAUAUUGGACUAUUACCCCCAUCUUAAGGAUGACCUUGAUGACUAUUAUGGCAACAAAUCAAAAAAGAACUCUGUUGUGCAUCAGGUUUGCAUGGGCACCUCUGUGGGGCGCAAAAGUACGAUUCCAACUGCACCGAGUGGAUACACAUUACUGCUGGAGAAGCAGGGCAACGGCCCGACUUACCCUCUGCUCAGUGCCUCAUCUGCCUUCGUUCCCAUACAGGGAGACCCUGGAGCAAAGCCGGGCUCUUACAGCCACAAGGACAGCAAGGAUAUAAUGCCAAGUCCCACUGAGCAGAACAGCAACUCUAACAACACAAGCAGUGAGACUCGCUCUCCUCCUGUAGACAAACAGGACGAGCCUGAGGAUCUUUCCAGGACUUUACCCCAUCAUGAGGACCUGGAGUGUGGGAGCUCUGACUAUCCCACCCUCCCCACAGCAGACACUUCCUCAUGCACCGCCUUGUCAGGCAUCGCAAGGAAAUCACGAAGGGUAAGUCCACCGUGGAACUGCUCCACAGUGAUGGAGGGGAACGGUUCAGACAGUGGGGAUUCCUACUCCGGGAACAUCAAGCCACACAGCAGCUUUGCUGUCCAUCGAACCAGGACCCUUUCAAAAUCUGAGCGCAAGAGACCAAGCCGGCCCCAGAGCCCAGACUCUGCAGGGGAGCUGAGCUCUUUAUCUCGGCACAGCCGGGAGAGCAACAGUCCCACGGCCUCCUCUCCCAAAAGCCGAGUGUCAGCGGCAAGCAGCGCCAGCAGCCGGCGAGCCCCGACCGAUCUCCAGAUCUAA